AUGUCGAAUAAUUCAUUAACUACAACGACUCGAUUACGGAUAAAGGAACCCGUGUAUACGUCUGAUAAACGAGCCAAAUUUACGCAAAGAGAAAGUAAAAAAUGGAUUCGAUUCUGUACAGUGAUAGGAUAUAUAUUUUUUGUGUCACUACCAGCGACAUCAUUGAGUAUUUAUUAUAUAUGGAUUUGGAAUCCCGAUUAUAUCAGCAGGUUUCCGCCUGAUAAGAAUAAGACAUUGAAGGCCGAUUAUAUUGCCAAGCCAAUGCCAUCAUUGGCAAGAAAAGGCAGUCAAUCAAGAUAUAAACUGGAUCUAAUUAAGGAAGGGAAUAGUAGCAGCAGAAUUAACAGAAACAUGAUUCGAGCAUCCAUGUAUCCUUCAUUCACCCCAACAACCGGACGAUUUUCGGGACAGAGACAGCUUAAAGUAUCGCAUAAAUUAUCAGAGCACAUGGAAUCGUCAGAUACCGCAGAUUAUCGAUUGAAAAUGAAACCAAACUGA
Molecule: messenger RNA, 498 nt
Organism: Acanthocheilonema viteae
Lineage: Eukaryota; Metazoa; Nematoda; Chromadorea; Rhabditida; Onchocercidae
Source: the annotation of a GenBank genome assembly